Messenger RNA from Rhinocladiella mackenziei CBS 650.93, 1362 nucleotides. RefSeq lists its product as uncharacterized. The record is from RefSeq and is a predicted model, not a curated record. The transcript has 2 exons. Lineage: Eukaryota; Fungi; Ascomycota; Eurotiomycetes; Chaetothyriales; Herpotrichiellaceae. The coding region runs from base 1 to 1362 and encodes 453 amino acids.
AUGCCUCUCCCAGCCAUACCUGACGAGGUCAAACAAGUCUUCGGAAAGUACAAAACUUUCAAAGCGUUCAUACCAACCCAAUAUGAGCAGGAAUAUCUCUACGGGGUCCGCGGCGUCUUGUUGAUUGAGACCUUUCUGUGGAUGUUCCUGCAGACUUUCGUACCCGUCGCCGUCGCAGGCAGUCAAGACACCAAUGGCAGACUGUAUCAGCGAAUACUGCGGAAGACGCUGUCGGUGCUCUUCUGGAACGAAAACUUGCUCUACGGUUCCAUCAUCUUCCUGUCCGCUCGCUCCAUCGCCAUCCCUUUCCUCAAGAAGCCGUGCAAAGAGCAAAUCGCCAGAUCCGUCAUGACCCGUGGGAUUACCUUGUGGUUCCCCGUGGCGGUCGCCCUCGCCAUCGUCAAAUUGGCCUUCACCGGCAUGGGCCUUCACUACAUCUACGAAUUCAAAGAAAGCACCCGAAACCAUUCCAUGGCCGUCCCUUAUGGGUUACCCAACGCUUUCGCCUACUUUAACUCCGUCUUCAACCUAUUCUGGACGACUCGCAACUUCAACGUCCAAGCCGGAAGCACUGCCUUCCCGACGCAAACCUUGUGGAUCGUCAACGCCAUCUACUCGCAAAGCUACACCGUCUAUAUGACCAUGGUCAUCAUCCCUUACACACGCUCCAAAUGGCGGGUCCAAGGUGCCAUUUGCUUCAUUCUCGCGGCGUGGUGGGUCCAAUCGUGGGCCUGGUUCACCAUCUCUGGUCUCCUCAUCUGUGACAUGGUCAUGAACAUGAACUUUAAAGCCAAAGCGCAAGCUGGCAUUCCCUUGGUCUUGCCAUUGGGAGCAUUCAGAAAAUCUGAUGGUUGCCCGAGAAGAAUCCCCGUCUGGAUCCCCGCGGCCUUGUGUAUCACGGGGGGAUUGCUCAUGCAAUUCCUGUGGACGGCAUGGAGGCCCGACCUUUUGAACAAGGAGUACUUUGCCCACAGCAACAUAUACUAUACCGCUGGGCUGAACUACGACUACGAAGAGCAUCACACACAAGCCAGAGCCGAUAACUAUUUGUACCUCGUGGGCUUCUUCCUGCUCCUUGAGACGUACCACGUCGUACAACGAAUUUUCAACAACCCCUUCCUGAAAUUCCUCGGCAAGCGAUCGUUGAGUUACUUCCUCAUCCAACCCAUCAUCAUCUAUACCGUUGGAAUCAAGACGUUUUCCCAACUCCGCUCCCAACACGUCAAUUUCGGAGGAUCGUGCACGGUCACCCUCAUCACCUGUCUCGUCAUCAUUGUCCCCCUCGCAGAGCUUUUCUACCGAUGCGUGGAGAUUCCCAGUAAAGUAGGAGCACACAAAUUUUAUGAUUUCAUUACCUCUUGA